Colletotrichum lupini is the source of this 1077-nucleotide messenger RNA. RefSeq lists its product as uncharacterized. The transcript has 5 exons. Gene Ontology annotation, molecular function: oxidoreductase activity, acting on the CH-OH group of donors, NAD or NADP as acceptor. The record is from RefSeq and is a predicted model, not a curated record. The coding region runs from base 1 to 1077 and encodes 358 amino acids. NCBI's taxonomy places the organism in Eukaryota, Fungi, Ascomycota, Sordariomycetes, Glomerellales, Glomerellaceae.
AUGUUCUUCACCACCUCCCCAGACGCCCUCUUCAUCCCGCCCACGACCAUCGACCCGGUGGGCUUCGGCAAGGUCGCCAUCGUCACAGGGUGCGGCUCGGGCGUGGGCCUCGCGUGCGCGCAGCUGCUCCUGGCACACCAGUACUCCGUCUGCGGGCUCGACACGCGCGAGUUCAACUACGCGCUGCUUCAGGAGGCGGACCACGGCCGGUUUCAUUUCCACCGCGCCGAUCUCACUGGGCCGAAGGCGUGCGAGGAUGGGGUGUAUGCUGCUGUUGCUUCCUUUGGCGGACGUAUCGACUUGCUCGUCAACGUUGCGGGCGUGAUGGGAUCGUUUAGCAGCGCCGACGGCGUGACGGACUCGGAGUGGGAUCGGGUAGUGGCCGUGAAUCUCACGGUCCCGGUCAAGAUGAUGAGGUCGGUGAUCCCCUUUAUGCUCGAGAAGAAGUCGGGCGUCAUCGUCAACGUCGCCAGCACGGCCGGCGUCUCGGGAGCCGUGGCUGGGAUAGCGUAUACGUGCAGCAAGCACGGUCUGAUCGGCGCCACCAAGAAUGUGGCAUGGCGCUUCCGCAAGGAAGGCAUCAGGUGCAACGCGGUGCUCCCUGGCGCCAUCGACUCGCGCAUCGGCAAGGCCAUUGCCGCCGGCCACGGAGGAGACGAGGAGUUCGAUGCAGAGGCGUACGCGCAGGUUGAGCCCGUUCAUGCCCUCCACGCCCAGGCGUCCGACUCGACGCCGAAUAUCACGCCACUUGAGGUCGCGCAGUCGGUGGUGUUCUUGGCGACGGACCAGGCGAGAACGAUUAACGGGUAUGUGACCUGCCUGAUGUUGAAUACGGACAAUGGAAGACACGUUUGGGCUGGAGUUGUUUUUCAGGGACAUCGCCUACCUCCCGGUCGAAUAACCCAUCACCACAAUACGACGAAGAUGGACAACAAAUCAACAAAAAAGCUCGGGCGUUGGCUCGAACCCUAUCCCUACGUAAAACCAGCGCCCCAGUUUCUUCAUCACCCGUUUAACCACCAGGCUACGUGGCCCCAGCAAGUUUGCACUAUACCAGGGAGACUCUCCUUCCUCUGA